This is a messenger RNA of Naegleria gruberi, 2541 nucleotides long. RefSeq lists its product as uncharacterized. Gene Ontology annotation, molecular function: ATP binding; ATP-dependent DNA damage sensor activity; mismatched DNA binding. The coding region runs from base 1 to 2541 and encodes 846 amino acids. The transcript has 6 exons. Gene Ontology annotation, biological process: mismatch repair. NCBI's taxonomy places the organism in Eukaryota, Heterolobosea, Eutetramitea, Acrasida, Naegleriidae. Gene Ontology annotation, cellular component: nucleus. The record is from RefSeq and is a predicted model, not a curated record.
AUGAAUCAAUAUUUCAAAAUUAAAGAAAAACAUUCGGAUUAUUUAUUAUUAUUUAGAAUGGGAGAUUUUUAUGAAAUUUUCUUUGAAGAUGCUGUUAAAGCUUCACAAGUUUUACAUAUUACAUUGACUAAAAGAGGAAAGCAUUUGGGACAAGAUAUUCCAAUGUGUGGAAUUCCACACCAUGCAUUAGAUGCCUAUUUACAAAAAUUAAUUAAGAAUGGUGUUGUAGUUGCUAUUUGUGAUCAAGUAGAGGAUCCAGCCGAAGCCAAGAAGAAUAAGAAAAUAGUCGAGAGACAAAUUACUAGAUUAGUAACACCAGGAACAUUGACAGAGGAUAGAUUUUUGGAAGCAAGUGAACACAAUUAUUUAGCUGCUAUUGGAUUGCCAGAAAAAUUCUCAACCAAUGACGAAAAUCAUAAGGAGCAACAGGUUACUCUUUCAUGGGUUGAAUUAUCGACUGGUGAAUUUAAUUAUUUGAAUUGUUCCUUUGGUAAUUUACAAUCGGAGUUAUUGAGAUUGAGUCCAAGUGAAAUUUUGAUUCCUUCCAACUUUGAAUACGUAUUCAAGGUAAGACUGGAGGAAUACCAUGUCACUCUCAGAAAACCAGCUUCAUAUCAACACUAUGCAAAUUUCAUUCAAAAUCAUUUCAAAUUGGACAAGCUUUCAAGUUAUAGUGGUGUAAGUUAUUUAAUAAUAUUAAUUUCUCAUUAUCAAAUAGUUGGACAUAACUACAUGUGGAAUGAUUUUGGACUAUGUCAAAUGCCAACACUUAGUACACCUGAAAAAUUCAAAAUGGAAAGAAAUAUGUCUAUUGACUUGGCAACCAGAAAAAGUUUGGAACUCACACGGACCCUAUCAGGAUCUAGGAAGGGAAGCUUACUUUCAAUUAUUGAUAAAUGUGUAACAGCACCAGGUGCUAGAUUAUUGUCGAAUCGAUUGGCCUCACCAUUGGCUGUUCCUUCCGAGAUUGAGGAUAGAUUGGAUUGUGUAGAAUAUCUCACUGAAGAUAAAGUUCUCAUUGAUCAAAUCAGAGACUAUCUGAAGAAUUGCUACGACAUUGAAAGAGCCAUUCAAAGAUUGAGCAUGAGCAGAGGUUCACCAAAGGAUCUUUUCACAGUUGCAGCAACGGUUUCACAAUGUCAACAACUGAAGGAAAUUAUUUUGGAAAAUGAGGCGAGGAGACAUACCAAAUUACCAACAGUGUUGGCCAAAGUAGUGGAAGAAUUGAAUUCGGAUGUCCAACUCGAGGCGAUGAACGAGAUUUUAUCCGCCAUGAAAGAGUACGAGGACCUACCUACUUCUGUAAGUGAGGGAGGCUUCAUUAGGGUUGGAUAUUCAACAGAGCUUGACGAAUGGCUCAAAUUGAGUCAACACAGUGAAACCCUUAUUCAAGAUCUCCAAAAGGAAUAUAAGGACAAGACUGGAAUUAGUACAUUGAAAAUUAAGAAUAACAAUGUGAUGGGUUACUUUGUAGAAAUUCCAAGCUCACAACGUGAUAGAAUUCUUCCAUUUAAGGAGUUUUCACACAAGCAAACCAUGACUAAUGUAGUUCGUUUCAAGACUGACAAGCUAGAAGAAUUGCAAGAAAAACUUGGAAAGGCACAACAAGAAGCCAUCGAUAUGGAGCUGAAAAUCUUCUUCCAGCUUCAAAAGAAAUUACUAAUAAUUGCCAAAACACUACUCUCCUCUGCUCAAUCUAUUGCCUCAAUUGACUUGUAUUCAUCUUUGGCUUUGCUGGCAAGAGAGAGAAGCUAUACGAGACCUAAUGUAACACCAUUCAUUGAGUCUGAAGAGUUGGAAAAAUCGAAAAAGAAAGUUCCAAUCCUCAAUAUUCAAAAAGGUAGACAUCCAAUUGUUGAAUAUGCACAACAAAAUGUAGGAUUGACCUUUGUAUCCAAUGAUUGUACAAUGUUUAAUAAUGAGAAUAGACUCAUGCUUUUAACAGGUGCAAACAUGGCAGGAAAAAGUACAUACCUCAGACAGAAUGCCCUCAUUAUUAUUUUAGCUCAGAUGGGAUGUUUUGUUCCAGCUCAAAAGGCAGAAUUUAUGGUGGUUGACAAGAUUUUCAGUCGUGUUGGUGCCUCUGAUAAUCUUGCCAAUGAUCAAUCGACAUUUAUGGUUGAAAUGGUUGAGACUGCUAAUAUUCUCAAUCAAGCAACCAAUAAGAGUUUCGUAAUUAUGGAUGAAUUAGGAAGAGGAACAUCAGUUCUAGAGGGUUUGAGUAUUGCCACAGCUGUUAUUCAACAUUUACACAAUAAGAUUCAAUGCAGAGCUCUAUUCGCCACUCAUUUCCACGAGCUCAUUGAGAAGGCAAAGGAAUUGAAAUUUAUGAAACCCUACAAGUUGGAAGUACGAGUUAACAAAUCCAAUAAUAUCACGUUCACAUACAAGAUAGUUCCAGAUGAGAUUAUUGAUGGACAAAGUGCUGCAUCAACUCAUUCGUCCUAUGCCAUUCAAGUUGCUAAAUUGGCUGGUGUACCAUCUAUUGUAACAGAUGAGGCAGAAAAGAUUUUAGCAAAAUUAAAGGCAGAGAGAAAGUAA